Messenger RNA from Pseudophryne corroboree (corroboree frog), 5844 nucleotides. RefSeq names its product death associated protein kinase 1 (gene DAPK1). The record is from RefSeq and is a predicted model, not a curated record. Gene Ontology annotation, cellular component: nucleus; cytoplasm. Lineage: Eukaryota; Metazoa; Chordata; Amphibia; Anura; Myobatrachidae. Bases 300 to 4592 code for a protein of 1430 amino acids. Gene Ontology annotation, molecular function: protein serine/threonine kinase activity; ATP binding; protein binding. The transcript has 26 exons. Gene Ontology annotation, biological process: intracellular signal transduction; positive regulation of apoptotic process; protein phosphorylation.
UGCCCGCCCCCUCCCCCGCCCCUCUCUCCUCCUUCCUCAGGCAUUGUGAGCAGCAGCAGCACCGGUGGUGGCUGCUCGGGCUAGCUGUGCUGCGGCGUUCCCCUGCUGUCGGAUACCCGGGAGACGCGCUGCAGCUGCCCCCGAUCGCUGGCCGCAUGCUGUGCCCGUGCAUUGUCCUGCAAACAGCCGAGCCGUGCGGCGCCGGGGGGGAUGUCUGGAAAUGUAGUCAGCUAUCUGACUGUGUGGUGAUGACUUCCAGGUGUAUAAGGAAGCUGGUCUACACGGAGCAUUGAGACACCAUGACAGUGUUUAGACAGGAAAACCUGGAGGAUUAUUAUGAGAUUGGAGAAGAACUUGGAAGCGGUCAGUUUGCAGUGGUGAAGAAAUGCCAGGAAAAAAGCUCGGGCGUGCAGUAUGCUGCAAAAUUCAUCAAGAAGAGGCGAACCAAAUCCAGCCGCCGUGGGGUGACCCGGGAGGAUAUCGAGAGGGAGGUCAGCAUACUGAAAGAAAUCCAACAUCCUAAUGUGAUCACGUUGCAUGAGGUGUACGAGAACAAAACAGAUGUCAUUCUCAUUCUAGAGCUUGUUGCAGGUGGGGAGCUAUUUGAUUUUCUUGCCGAGAAGGAAUCGCUGACUGAAGAGGAAGCCACAGAAUUUCUCAAACAGAUCCUGAAUGGUGUCCAUUACCUUCACUCGCUGCAAAUUGCUCACUUUGAUCUCAAGCCGGAGAACAUCAUGCUUUUAGACAGGAAUAUGCCUAAACCUCGCAUUAAAAUUAUUGACUUUGGCCUAGCUCACAAAAUUGAUUCAGGAAAUGAAUUCAAAAAUAUAUUUGGAACUCCUGAAUUUGUUGCUCCUGAAAUCGUGAACUAUGAGCCACUUGGUCUGGAGUCAGAUAUGUGGAGUAUUGGAGUAAUAACAUAUAUUCUUUUAAGUGGUGCAUCUCCAUUUCUCGGCGAGACCAAACAAGAGACUUUGGCCAACAUAUCUGCCGUUAACUAUGAGUUUGAAGAUGAGUUUUUCAGUAACACAAGCAACCUUGCAAAAGAUUUUAUUCGUCAGCUUCUUGUCAAGGAUCCAAAGAAGAGAAUGACGAUACAAGAUAGUUUACAUCACCCAUGGAUUAAGCCUAAAGAUACACAACAAGCGCUAAGCCGAAAAGCCUCAGCAGUGAACAUGGAAAAAUUCAAGAAGUUUGCUGCACGUAGAAAAUGGAAACAAUCUGUUCGCUUAAUAUCCCUGUGCCAAAGACUAUCAAGAUCUUUCUUAUCAAGGAGCAACAUGAGUAUUGCUAGAAGUGAUGACACUUUGGAUGAAGAAGAUUCUUUUGUUAUGAAAGCCAUCAUCCACGCUAUAAAUGAUGACAAUGUGCCUGGAUUGCAGCACCUUCUUGGGUCUUUGACAAAUUACGAUGUAAAUCAACCAAACAAGCAUGGCACACCCCCGUUAUUAAUUGCUGCUGGCUGUGGAAAUAUUCAAAUGCUGGAGUUGUUAAUUAGACGUGGAGCGCACAUCGAUGUGCAGGAUAAGGCUGGAUCCAAUGCACUUUAUUGGGCCUCUAGGCACGGCCAUGUGGAGACUUUAAAAUUCCUCCAUCAGAACAAAUGUCCUCUGGAUGUUAAAGAUAAGUCUGGAGAAACCGCACUACAUGUGGCUGCUCGCUAUGGCCAUGUGGAGGUCAUACAGUACCUGUGUAGCAUCGGAUCACAUCCAGAUAUUCAGGAUAAGGAAGAUGAAACCCCUCUGCACUGUGCCGCUUGGCAUGGUUAUUAUCCUGUGGCAAUAGCUCUGUGCCGUGCUGGCUGCAGUGUUAACAUUCGCAACAGAGAAGGAGAGACUCCCCUCCUGACGGCUUCAGCGAGAGGCUACCAUGAUAUUGUGGAAUGCUUGACUGAACACGGAGCUGACCUUGAUGCAACCGACAAGGAUGGACACAUAGCCCUGCACCUUGCUGUCAGAAGAUGUCAGCUGGAAGUACUCAAAACCUUGAUCAGUGUGGGGUGCUAUGUAGACUUCCAGGAUCGCCAUGGUAACACACCUUUGCAUGUUGCCUGCAAAGAUGGCAAUAUUCCUAUUGUAAUGGCACUGUGUGAAGCGAACUGUAACUUGGACAUUACUAACAAGUAUGGCCGUACUCCUUUACACCUCGCAGCAAAUAAUGGUAUUCUAGAAGUUGUUCGCUAUCUCUGCCUGUCUGGUGCCAACGUGGAAGCAUUGACUGUGGAUGGUAAAACGGCAGAAGAUCUCGCCAAGGUGGAACAGCACGAGCCUGUUGUCAGUUUGCUAGCAAGACUUCGUAAGGACACACAUCGAAGUCUAUUUAUUCAGCAGCUGAGACCUACCCAAAGCCCACAGCCAAGGAUAAAGAUGAAGUUAUUUGGACAUGUCGGGUCCGGGAAGACUACACUUGUGGAGUCCCUGAAAUGUGGGCUUAUUCGCAGUUUUUUCAGGAGGCGCAGGCCGCGGCUUUCAUCCACUAAUUCAACACGCUUUCCUCCAUCCCCACUGUCUUCCAAAACCUCAGUAUCAGUGAGCAUCUGUGACUUAUAUCCCGGCUGUGAAAAUGUCAGUGUGAGGAGUCGGAGCAUGAUGUUCGAGCCGGGUCUGACUAAAGGAGUACUGGAAGUCUUUGUUUCACCAUCCCAUCACCCUCACUGCUCUGUGGAUGACCAGUCCACCAAAGCUAUUGACAUCCAAAAUGCCAAUCUUAAUGGUGUUGGAGACAUCAGUGUUUGGGAAUUUUCAGGAAACCCCACAUAUUACUGCACCUAUGAUUAUUUUGCUGCAAAUGAUCCCACAUCAGUUCACAUUGUUGUUUUCAGCCUGGAAGAACCAUAUGAAAUUCAGUUAAAUCAAGUGAUCUUCUGGCUCAAUUUUCUGAAAUCCCUUGUUCCCGUGGAGGAGCCAAUAGCUUAUGGAGGAAAGCUAAAGAAUCUCCUACGGGUGGUCCUGGUCGCCACUCACGCGGAUAUUGUGAACCUCCCUCGUCCCGCUGGAGGAGAAUUCGGAUAUGACAAAGCUGGGUCGCUGCUGAAAGAAAUUAGAAAUAGAUUUGGCAACGACCUUCAGAUUUCAGACAGGCUCUCUGUGUUGGAUGCUGGUGCAUCUGGUUCCAAAGAUAUGAAGCUUCUGCGCAAUCACCUGCAGGACCUAAGAAGCCAGCUCGUUUCGGCUUGUCCACUAAUGACACCUUUAUGUGAGAAGAUUAUUUCAGUCCUUCCGUCGUGGAGAAAGCAAAAUGGCCCCAAUCAGUUGCUUUCAUUCCAACAAUUUGUCUAUGAUGUGCAGGAACAGCUGAAUCCACUGGCCACUGAGGAUGAUGUCCGGAAUCUCGCACAGCAACUGCACAGUAUGGGAGAGAUCAACAUCAUGCAGAGUGAAACUGUCCAAGAUGUGGUACUCUUAGACCCACGGUGGCUGUGUUCCAAUGUCCUUGGGAAACUGCUGUCUGUUGAGAACCCAAAAGCCCUACACCAUUAUAGAGGGAGAUACACCAUGGAGGAUAUACAGCGCUUGGUCUCAGACAGCGAUGUGGAUGAGCUUGUACAGAUGUUGGAUGCCAUGGAUAUUUGUGCUAGAGACCUAAGCAGUGGGACAAUGGUGGAUAUCCCCGCUCUUAUUAAGACUGAUAAUCUGCACAGGUCAUGGACUGAUGAAGAGGAAGACAUCCUGAUUUAUGGAGGUGUUAGAAUUGUUCCUGUGGAACACCUUACUCCUUUCCCCUGUGGGAUAUUUCAUAAAGUCCAAGUCAAUCUGUGCCGGUGGAUACACCAGCAGAGCACUGAGGGUGAUGCUGAUAUACGUUUGUGGGUGAAUGGCUGUAAGCUAGCAAAUAGAGGGGCAGAAGUGUUGGUGUUGCAGGUCAACAAUGGUCAAGGAAUUGAAGUUCAUGUGAGAGGACUUGAAACUGAGAAAAUUAAGUGUUGUUUACUUCAAGAAUCUAUUUGCAGUAUCAUUGAUAACUUAUUUGCUGCCACACUGCCCGGGCUUUUAACCGUAAAACAUUACCUAAGCCCUCAGCAACUAAGGGAACACCAUGAACCAGUAAUGGUUUACCAACCAAGAGACUUUUUCCGAGCCCAAGCUCAAAAGGAGACUUCGCUGGCGAACACUAUGGCUGGGUACAAGGAAAGCUUUAGCAGCAUAUUAUGCUUUGGAUGUCUGGAGAUUUACUCCCAAGGUAGCCUAGGCAUGGAUCAUCACAUCUCUGAUCUGAAUAUUCUGGUUAAAAGGAAACUAAGCCGCCUUCUAGACUCUCCAGACCCGAUGGGCAAAGACUGGUGUCUUCUGGCUAUGAACUUGGGGCUACCAGAGUUAGUUGCCAAAUAUAAUGCUAGCAGUGCGACACAGAAAGAUUUCCUCCCAAGUCCGGUCUGUGCUCUUCUGCAGGAACUGGGGAAUGCUGCUGAUAGCACUGUAGCAAUUUUAAUGUCAAAAUUGAGGGAACUUGGGCGGCGGGAUGCAGCAGAUUUUUUACUCAAGUCGUCUUCUGUGUUUAAAGUGAGUUUGGAUGUCCAAGGGCAGGAGGCCUACGCAGCAAGCUGCAACAGCGGCACCUCAUACAAUUCUAUUAGCUCAGUAGUGUCGCGAUGACUGAAUGAUUCAUGAACUUCUAUACUGCAACUCGUGUAAAGAGUUUAGUUCUUAUAUUAUUCUAUUCCUAAGGUAUGAGUUAUAAGUCAUUCAUUUAUAAGCAUUCAAUUUGCGAAUGUUACAUGUCCUAUAAACCUCGUACUUGGUGACCUUUCUACUUUUAAUAAGAAUUUGUUGCCUUUUAUCAUAGAUUUUUAAAGGCUCAUAUGUUGAACUUUUCAAUCCAGACUUCUAUAUGAAUGUGCUGCUAAUUUACUGCCACCCGGAUAAAAGCUGUCCCUUUUAUUUAAAUAUUGGUUAUUUUAUACAUUUUAAUAAUUAAUGGGUACAGCUAUUCAUUUGUAUAAAUAAGGCUGACACUUUCCACCCAUAUUAUUUGCUUAAAAUGAAUAUUCUGCUGUCUUAGUGGAUUGGAAGGCUGGCUGUGAUUCCUCACUCUGGACAGAAGGCAGUCAUGUGAGUGCCUUGCUGGGGAAGGGGACAGAUUGUUGCUGCAGUGUUGCCCUGAAAUGUAUUUAGCUUCAUGUGCUCUACCUCUUCAUCACUGUCUGCAUGAUAAUCAUGACCAGUGUGUCAGUCCCCAUGUAGAACGCACAACAUCUUUCAUUGUAAAACAUAGUUAACAAUACGUACUGUACUGUAGAUCCUUGCAUUCUUUCCAGUGCAGUCUGCAGUGUGACUGUAUGGCUCAGGUACACACUUGAUUUUACCAGUCAAGAACAUAUGUGAAACUUACAUGUCAAAAGUAUUAGAGGCUUCAUCCACCUGGAUUCUUCAGAGAUUGACAGUCAUUUAGAAAAGCUUUAUUUUACAGUUUGUUGCGAGGCCUUCAAAAUGCUCGGGGUUAAAGAAGAACAUAAAAUAAAUUGGUUACAACAUCUCAGGUAUAGGUUCUUACAAGCUUCCAUCUUUUAUGUAAGACUUGUAUCUAAAGGAGUGAAGCAACAAACACCUAUUGCAAUAUUUAUAGACACAACAGGCAUCUUUUUAUUGUUAUUAUCAACAAGGGCGUGUUCAUAGACUUCCUGUACUUGAAACACACACAAGCAGAUCUAUUUACCUUGCUGCCAAUAUUCAAUGGAUUACCCGUUUCAAUUGUGUGCUUUCUUUUGGAGAUGCAUGCGAAGAAUGGAAUAUUUUAUGUUUAUAUACAGGAAUGACAUUCCCAUUUUUAAACUUUUGUUUGUGGAUCAAUUUUAAAACUUGUUUUUAUAUAUGUACAUAUCUGUGAAUAAACAUGUUGCCUGUUGCA